Messenger RNA from Gloeophyllum trabeum ATCC 11539, 939 nucleotides. RefSeq names its product PR-1-like protein. The transcript is spliced from 6 exons. NCBI's taxonomy places the organism in Eukaryota, Fungi, Basidiomycota, Agaricomycetes, Gloeophyllales, Gloeophyllaceae. The record is from RefSeq and is a predicted model, not a curated record. The coding region runs from base 1 to 939 and encodes 312 amino acids.
AUGAAAUCUCAGUCCAGCGAUAUGGACACAGUCAUAGCUAAAGCUUGUGGAACCUCGACAGCUGCGCAUAGUACACCCUCCCCUUCCGCAACUCAGACGGUCAUAGCAGUGCCCUCGAAGGCCUCUGAAGUUCUCACCACCUCUGCGCGGACCACUUCUACAGUACCUGCCUCUUCCUCGACUGUGACUAUCAGCUCGUCCCCGGUCUCAAACACUACCUCAUCCGUGCAGACUAUAUCCAGCAGUUCAUCCUCAAGUUCCGUGCCUCCCUCGAGCUCUUCAGUACCGGCCACAAGCUCCUCUGCUCUCGUCAAUGAAGCACCGGUCAUCGCGUCUCCGACUAGCUCCUUCACGCCGACCACUCCAACUGCCCCACCGCCGCCGACCACUUCGUCUUCUUUCACGCCGGAGCAGACUUCAUCUUCUACGCCACCACCGGCUCCAUCCUCGUCUUCUUCGAGCAAUCCGGGCUCUGGCUCUGGCUCGAGCUCUGGUUCCGGAUCUACGUCCGGCAGCGACAUCGAUCAAUACCUGUCAACGCAUAACUCAGUCCGCGCUCAACAUGGCGCGUCCCCGUUGACUUGGAGUGAUGACCUGGCGGGGAAAGCCCAGCAGUGGGCGAAUGGAUGUGACUUCAAACAUUCUGGUGGAUCGCUAGGACCUUUCGGAGAGAACUUGGCUGCUGGCACCGGCGACUCAUAUGGCAUCGCUUCCGCCGUAAAAUCGUGGACUGAUGAAGCUUCCCAAUAUGAUCCUACCAACCCUCAGGCCUCUCACUUCACGCAAGUGGUGUGGAAGGGGAGCACACAGGUGGGAUGUGCUGUGCAGCUGUGCGACGGCAUCUUCUCCGCCAGCUUUGGGAAAGCGAAAUUUUACGUGUGCGAAUACUCUCCCCAGGGCAACAUCAUCGGGCAAUUCGCUCAGAAUGUGCAGGUCUGA